GUAGUGGUACCCACGUGGUUUAAAAAACACAGAAUGACCUACUGCUAGCUUGCUGUCUGACUAAUGUAGCGCAGCUAUCUAGCUGGACAAUAUAAAUGGAUCAAAGUAAACAACAAGAGGAUGACUAUGGCUACAAUUUAUUCCCCGAGAGAAAUGCUCCCAAAUACAAAAAAGACUCGAUAGGAGCGACCUUGUUCACUUUUAACCAUAAGUGUCAGGUCAUGCUCCAUCUCGCCUUGGAAACAAGUCCAUACGCUAAACUUCUACUGGGAGCAAUGAAAAAUUCAGGGUGCCAGGUGUUUAAAGACCGACAUUUUUCCUGUGAAGACUGCGAUGGUGCUGUCAGCGGAGGUUUUGACGCAACCUCGUCGCAGAUAGUAUUGUGCCAGAACAACAUUCACCAGCAGGCCCACAUGAACAGAGUGGUGACCCACGAGCUCAUUCAUGCCUUUGACCACUGCCGAGCACAUGUUGACUGGUUCAAUAAUUUCAAACACCUAGCUUGCUCAGAGAUUCGGGCAGCUAAUCUUAGUGGAGAUUGCUCUUUCAGCAACGAACUGUCCAGGUUCAACUUUGGCCUCAAACAGCACCACCAGGAAUGUGUUCGUGGACGGGCCCUGCGCUCCAUCCUGGCUGUGCGGAAGGUGAGUCGCGAGGAGGCGGAGAAAGUAGUGGACGAGGUCUUUGUCAGCUGCUUCAACGACCACGCCCCCUUCGAACGCAUCCCGCACAGCAAGAAAGAUGCCAAGUUCGCCAAUCGGCAUUACGAGAGCCGGGAUCGGUAUUACGCCAACUUAUAACUUACACUGUGAAGCCUAUAGCGGUGGACUGACGAUCUCUAUUCCAUUUGGUGCUUUUGUAGGGUGCAUAAGUUGCAUCAUGUCAUCUACUGCUACCUCCCUCCAAGGAGAGUGCUUACUGUCUAAAGCUAUAUUGAUGAGGCACUGCAUAGCAUCCUCUUCAAUGGAAAGAAUCACUGGAGUAAUUUUUCCACUUAAAGUCAGUUGGCAAUGAAAGUGAACAUUUUAAAUGCGCAGUACAUUUCGAGUUUUUUUGUUGUUUAAUGAAAAAAGGGACUUUUUUCCAUGAAGCUGAAGUGUUCUCGCUGGUCCUAAAGCUGUAAUGGUAAACAACUGCAGACAAUGAAAUAACUCACCUCUGUAAUGUGGAAUGAAUUAAUUUCAAAGUUGAAAUGGGCAGGGGUCAUGUUUUAAAGGCCAUGUGCUGGCAUAAGACUGACCUGAGAACAAAUCGGUCCAUCAUUAGACCGGAUACCGGUGACCAUGUGGGCCUGUCUCUCACUCUCCUUUUUGUCUCUCUCUCUCUAACCACAUUCUUGACUGAAAAUAAAUGUACUGUUAAUAGAGACAAUUUUAUAGCUUCAACUCAUGUUGAAAUAAAAUGCAUUAAUGUGGGG
This is a messenger RNA of Clupea harengus (Atlantic herring), 1417 nucleotides long. RefSeq names its product ATP23 metallopeptidase and ATP synthase assembly factor homolog (gene atp23). NCBI's taxonomy places the organism in Eukaryota, Metazoa, Chordata, Actinopteri, Clupeiformes, Clupeidae. Gene Ontology annotation, molecular function: metalloendopeptidase activity. Gene Ontology annotation, biological process: mitochondrial protein processing; mitochondrial proton-transporting ATP synthase complex assembly. The record is from RefSeq and is a predicted model, not a curated record.